UAGUAAUUAAUGUGAAAGAAGGCUACCGUCAAGGGGGAGACUGGCAGCACGUUCAGGGGAAGUGGAUGGGGGGGAAAUUUGGCGGACAGUUCAAUAAUGAUCGAAUACUGCGGGACGUCCAGAAAAGUUCGCGAUGUGGCCCGAGCUUAAAAGCUGCCGCAGACCGCCUGCAACUGCUUCCCUCCUCCAACCAGCAUUCCCUCCCAUUCCUUUCCACAACUCUCUCAAUUCAUAUUUAAUUCUCUCGGAAUGGCGGCAGAAGACGAGAAGUCGCAGCCUUUAUCCAAUAAAAGACCGCACUCUGCGGUGGACGGCAAUGAGGAUGACGGUGACGACUCUUCCUCCGACGAUGACUUCGGUCCAGCUCUCCCGUCCGCAGAUGCGCCGAAGAAGAAGCGGCGCAAGCUCCCCUUCGAGAAAGUCUACGUGAAUGCGCUGCCCGCAUCGCCGCGGUACUCCAAGUCGCUCAUGCACAAGGAUCAAUUGUCCUUUGUGACAAUAACACCGCACACGGACUUUCUCAUUACGUCGUCUAUUGAUGGUUUUGUGAAGUUCUGGAAGAAGAUGGCGGUUAGUGUUGAGUUCGUGAAGGAGUUCCGUGCCCAUAAUGGCGAAGUGAGGGGCGUCAGUGUCAGCGCGGACGGUAGGAGCUUUGCGACAAUUGGGGCCGACAAGACAGUGAAGCUGUUUGAUGUCAUUACAUUCGACUUGCUCUCCAUGCUCACGCUCGAGUUCACCCCCCGAUGUGUCUGCUGGGUCCAUCGCCGAGGCGCCUCAUUACCACUGCUGGCAGUGACCGACGAAGGCAGCAGUACGAUCCAAAUAUUCGACGGCCGUGGCGAGAACCCCAACCCCCUCCACACCGUGAAGUCCAUCCACCGGAACCCGGUAGCUGCAAUCGCCUUCAACGAUGCGUACGACUGCGUCGUCUCCGCCGACGAGUCUGGCAUGAUCGAGUACUGGCGCGCGGGGGAUUUCUCCUUCGAAAAGCCCGACAACGUCUUCGAACUAAAGUCAUCCACCAACCUCUUCGAAUUCAAAAAGUCCAAAUCCACCCCAACAUCCAUAACAAUCUCCCCCUCCGGCGAACAAUUCGCCGCCUUCUCCUUCCCAGAUCGCCAGGUCCGAGUCUUCGACUUCGCCACAGGCAAGCUCUACCGCAAAUACGACGAAUCCCUCUCCACAAUAACCGAUAUGCAACAGGCCGGCACAGCAAUCCACCAACUGGACGAGCUCGAAUUCGGCCGCCGCCUCGCUGUCGAACGUGAGCUCGAAAACCCCAUCACCCAACCCAAAAUCAACGUCAUCUUCGACGAAUCCGGCCACUUCAUCCUUUACGGCUCCCUCUACGGCACAAAAUGCAUAAACACCUAUACCAACCGCGUCGUGCGCGUCUACGGCAAAGACGAGCCCUUCCGCUCUCUCAACCUAGCGAUGUACCAAGGCCAACCGCAAAAGAAAGGUCUCGUAACAGUCUCCAUGGCCGCAAGCUCUAACCCCCUCCUGCAAGAAGCCGAAGAGCGCGACCCCAUCCUCGUCAGCACAGGCUUCGCCAAAGUGCGCUUCUAUCUCUUCACCAACGAAACCGAGAUCUCCAAAUCCUCUCGCGACAUCCAGAACGAGAAACCCACCCAGACAACCACCGGCCGGGAAUCCGCCGAGAAGAAAGCAAACGAGCUCGGCACCUCCGCCAUCCUGCACACCACCAUGGGCGAUAUCCAUCUCCGACUGUUCCCGUCCGCUGCGCCCAAGGCCGUCGAGAACUUCGUCACCCAUUCCCGCAACGGUUACUAUAAUAAUACCAUUUUCCACCGUGUGAUCCGCAAGUUCAUGAUCCAGGGUGGAGACCCGUUGGGCGACGGGACUGGCGGCGAGUCGAUCUGGGGCGGCGAGUUCGAGGACGAGUUCUCCAGUUUGAAGCACGAUAAGCCGUAUACUUUGUCCAUGGCUAAUGCUGGCCCGAAUACCAAUGGGAGUCAGUUCUUUAUUACGACGGAGAAGACGCCGUGGCUGGAUAACAAGCAUACUGUUUUCGGGCGAGCCGUGCAGGGGUUAGAUGUCGUGCAUAAGAUCGAGAAUACGAAGACGUUUAAGGAGAAGCCUGAGCAGGAUAUCAAGAUUGUGAGUAUCACUGUGUCUUGAUUUUGGGAGUUUUGAUGCUUUGCCAUGGUAGCGCACUAUUGUUUUCUUUCUGUUUCAAGAAAUUAUAUAUCUCAGAUAUACUUAUGAGAC
Molecule: messenger RNA, 2232 nt
Organism: Aspergillus pseudonomiae
Lineage: Eukaryota; Fungi; Ascomycota; Eurotiomycetes; Eurotiales; Aspergillaceae
Product: WD40 repeat domain-containing peptidylprolyl isomerase
Exons: 3
Coding region: 250-2142 (630 amino acids)
Biological process (GO): protein folding; protein peptidyl-prolyl isomerization
Molecular function (GO): peptidyl-prolyl cis-trans isomerase activity; protein binding
Source: RefSeq, a predicted model, not a curated record